GUGCACGUCCGGAAGGUGGGGUUUUGUGUUGUAGCGGACAGUUAUUCAUUCUGUGUUAAAUCAGUGGUACUUAGCAGCCCUAUGCCUCGGUAUGCACCAUUAACGCGCUUAUCAAGAUAGCAGCAAGAAAGGGGAGAGGCCUGCUUUGAGUGAGAGCUGAUCAAGGAGUCAAAAAUGUAGAUAUUGCCAGAUGUUCUCUGUCCGAGGAACAGGCUGUGGAAGCUUUAUUGCUGCCAAAAGUGUCCAUAACCAGAGAUUCAGCAGGCGGAGGACCUGCUUUAUUGGGAGGAUAAUCUGGAAUCUGGUAACAGUGACAAUGGGGUCAUUGUUCCUGACAUCCCAUGCCCCCUGUCUACUGAGAAUCUUGCUGUGCUGCAACGUCAAGUGAACCCUACCACUGACACUUUUUAGGUGGUGUCAGUGAGUGUUUUGAGCAUAGUGACAGUGUGUGUGUGUGAGACAGAGACCAGUGAUGGCUGCCAGUAAGAAUAAGACCCAGAGUUCUCUGGCCCUGCACAAGGUCAUCAUGGUAGGCAGUGGUGGUGUGGGCAAGUCUGCACUCACACUGCAGUUCAUGUACGACGAGUUCGUAGAGGACUACGAGCCCACCAAGGCAGACAGCUACAGGAAGAAGGUAGUGCUGGAUGGAGAGGAGGUCCAGAUCGAUAUCCUGGACACGGCUGGACAGGAGGACUAUGCUGCUAUCAGAGACAACUACUUCAGGAGUGGAGAGGGAUUCCUGCUAGUCUUCUCCAUCACAGAACACGAGUCUUUCACAGCCACAGCAGAGUUCAGAGAGCAGAUCCUGCGUGUGAAAGCGGAAGAGGAUAAGAUUCCUCUGUUGGUGGUGGGGAACAAGUCUGACUUGGAGGACCGCAGACAGGUGUCUGUAGACGAGGCCCGAGCCAAGGCAGAGGAGUGGGGGGUGCAGUACGUGGAGACAUCAGCCAAGACGCGAGCCAACGUCGACAAGGUAUUCUUUGACCUGAUGCGGGAGGUGCGGGGAAAGAAGAUGUCGGAAAACAAGGACAAAAACGGCAAGGGGAAGCACAAGAAUAAGAACAAGAAGAGUUUCAAAGAGCGAUGCUGUUUACUCUGAACGCAACAUGGACCUUUACAACACAAAACACCACAAUCUAUCGUUACGCUGAGGAACCAACUUGACCAGAAUCACAGUGCAUCCAUCCUCACGUUGAGUUGAAAUAUGUGUCUGUUAGUAUUGAAUCUGGCCAUAUUUUUAGUGUUGUUUAUCAGGUUUGGGGUCAGAUCUAUUUAAACUGUCAAUUCCAGAAGUUAACUAAUAUUCCAAUUGCAAUUUUGCUCAUUGCUUUUUAAACAGAAAAUUGGAAUUUGGAAUUUCAGUUUACUUGUUGAAGUGAAAUGGAUUUUUUUUUCCCAACCCAGGUGUUUACCACAUUCUCAACCACUGAUGUUUAUUUUUUAAAUGGAAGGUGACCACUGUUCUGUGACUUGGACUGCAAUGCAUGACCUCUCCCCUGAUAACAACAAACCAAUUACCAAACUGCCCCAAACACUAACUUCAGUCUGCUUGGAUCUUGUUCUGUCUAUCAAUAUGUCUGUCCUUUAUGAUCAACAGAUGGUCAUGCCAUUUAUUUUAGUCUACAACCUGCAUGGGGAUUUUAAUCUAGAAUGGGAAUGGAUCUGUGAAUGGGGAUAGGUUCAGUCAAGGACAGAAAUGUAGUGAAACUCUAUUCAAUGCUUUUCACUGAUGUUUGUUUGUGGUAUGGACAUCAGACUAAGCUUAGUUUGUUAAUGAUUUAAAAAAAGAAACAUUUACCAGUUAGUAAAAGGGACUAGGACUGAGCGUGUCAUUGUUUCCUCUACAAUAGGAGAAAGCAAUUGUCAAUCAAGAAGGCUCAUCGUCUUAGGAUUCAAAGCACAUGUGAUAUUAUUAGGGCCAGUCAGUUUACAUUGUCAGGAAAAACUCCUGGCCCUGGUCUAAGUAGGAUGGAUGUUGAAGUGUGAAGUUGUAACAGUUUACUAACCAG
This is a messenger RNA of Oncorhynchus gorbuscha (pink salmon), 2009 nucleotides long. Its product is annotated as ras-related protein Ral-B-like. NCBI's taxonomy places the organism in Eukaryota, Metazoa, Chordata, Actinopteri, Salmoniformes, Salmonidae. The transcript is spliced from 7 exons. Gene Ontology annotation, molecular function: GTPase activity; GTP binding; GDP binding. Gene Ontology annotation, biological process: Ras protein signal transduction. Bases 473 to 1099 code for a protein of 208 amino acids. Gene Ontology annotation, cellular component: plasma membrane. The record is from RefSeq and is a predicted model, not a curated record.